This is a messenger RNA of Castor canadensis (American beaver), 747 nucleotides long. RefSeq names its product glutaredoxin and cysteine rich domain containing 2 (gene Grxcr2). Lineage: Eukaryota; Metazoa; Chordata; Mammalia; Rodentia; Castoridae. Gene Ontology annotation, biological process: sensory perception of sound. Gene Ontology annotation, cellular component: stereocilium base; stereocilium shaft; microvillus. The record is from RefSeq and is a predicted model, not a curated record.
AUGGAGGACCCUGAGAAGAAGUUGAAUCAGAAGAGCGAGGAGAAACCCCGGAAAGUCCGAUUUAAAAUCUCCUCCUCCUACAGUGGCCGAGUGUUGAAGCAGGUCUUUGAAGAUGGGCAGGAAUUAGAGUCGCCAAAAGAAGAAUACCCUCACAGUUUUCUCCAGGAGGCCCUUGAACCAAUGGAUGGCGUUUAUGGGUCUGGGGAGCCCCCCAAGCUCCCACUGUACUCCCCUAAGCUGACUGCCCAGAGAAUCAGCGUGUACAGAGAAGGCAGCGCAUACACUCUGGCGGGCAGCCAGCGUCUGUUCAAUGAUUACAAGGCGAAUGACCAUAAGCCCCCACCUAUUAUAGAUUUUGGAAAGAUUAUCAUCUACACAAACAAUCUGAAAAUCAUUCGCACCCCGAUGGACAAGAGGGACUUCAUGAGGAAAAUUCUCCAGAAGGAAGAGGAGGCUGAGGAAGAGUCUCUGAUGAGCAAAGAAGAAAGCUAUGGAGACAGGGACCAGAGCCACGUGUCUCUCCCAGAGACAGAAAGCACACUUCCCCAUAAUCAGUACACACAGGAUGGAAAGCUUCCUGAGGACAACUGUCUUCACUGCCGGGGGUCGGGCAGUGCCACCUGCUCUCUGUGCCACGGCAGCAAGUUCUCAAUGCUGGCAAACAGAUUUAAGGAGUCCUAUCGGGCCCUGAGGUGCCCAGCCUGCAAUGAGAAUGGCCUGCAGCCUUGCCACAUUUGCAACCAAUAG